UUCUCAGGUGUUCCUAAUUGCUUUUAGUCUUAUUUUGUCGAUUAAACUAUAUUGUUUGUGCGGUGCGUCUGUUUUUUAUAGUGAAUUUCAAAUAAAUUGUUCAUCGAUCCAGUUAUUAUUUGUUUAUAUAGUUUGAAAGCGUAUGUAACUAUUCCAGCAUGUUACCAUUGAGGCGUCAGAAAGAAAAGAAGAACUACAGGAAAGGUAUUCAACCUGAAAGAGAAACAGCUUUAAUCCACGUUAUAUUGCUGAAUAAAGCUUUCCGGGUUAUUGUACUGCUUUUCCUUGCUGCUACUGUUAUUCCCAUAAUUGUGUAUUUGAUGGUGUUCUCGCGAGAAAUUGGGCCCUUGGAAUACGAUCGAAAUCAAGUGGGAACAUGCGGGCAUUUAAAAAGUCUGCAUGUUUCUUGUGGCCUUAAGAGCAUUUCUGAAAAUUUUUGUCUUCUACGAGGAUGCUGCUUCACUAGAAGGGAUGGAUGCUACCAUACAUUACCAUCGAGACACCAGUAUUACAACCCAUCUUAUAUAACUUCCAAUCUAACUAAAGAACUCCAACCAUUACGCGAUGUAACACCACUAGGAGUUGCAGCUAUUUCAUAUCUUCAGCUGGUAAUUGAACCUUUAUCGAAUGAUAGGGCACGCCUUUAUGUAUGGAAUCCAACAACAAAACAGAAUCCUGUUUAUCCUGAAGCCAUUGGAAAUGAAUCCACGAGUUACAUAUAUCAUAUUUUUCAACCCGUUAUUUAUGCAGAAUUUCGACGUAGAGUUGAUGAUUCACUUUUAGUUAUUACAUCCCGUGGCCCUCUGAUUGUGGCACAAAAUUACCUAGAAUGGAGCUUUUAUCUAGGAACACACAUUUUGUUUGGUCUUGGUGACUUACAUUUGCAGCCAGGCUUCAAGACAAUUAUUUUGAACAACGAAGCAAACGAUGCAAUUCCAUUCAUUCUGGCUUACAAUGCUACAACCGAAAUGUUCCAUGGAAUUUAUAUAAACGCACCGUAUCCAGUUGAAGUUGAAAUCACUGAGAGCUAUUUAGUUAUAGUUAGAGCUAUUUUUGAUACAUCAUUUCACAUUGAUGUACUAUGUGGUCCAACAAUCGGUAAUUUGAUGGAUCAGUUAAUGGAGCAAACAGAACAAAAUCUACAUCCACUGCCAAAUUGGUUUUUUGGUUUUCACAUUUGUGAUACGAAUAUUACAAGAAAUCUCACAGAUUCAGUGAUUGAGGUUCUGGAGUUACUUUCCUCUGAUUUUGUAACUGAGCAGCCAUUUGAUACUCAUUGCAUACGAGAACAGUUGCUGUGGUUGGGUGACGAUAUAAAGGGAUUACCAAGCGAGGUGAGGAGCGCUAUUAGUAAAAUGAAAUGGCUCGGAAAAAGUUUUAUUGCUUCCAUGACUGCAGUACUUCCAGCUGAUCUCAAGAGUGCAGCUUAUCAUAUGGCCAAAGCAAAGGGAUUAUUAAUGAGGCAUCCCACUUUAGAAGAGCCUUACAUUGGCCGUAUUGGCAAGACGAAUGUGGUCUAUGUGGACUGGGUUGGAUCAAAUCAAGAAAAUUUGUAUGAAUGGUCAAAUCAAUUCAUGCCCAACAAUUUAUCUGCAGAUGGAUAUAUGGUGCAGGCCAAUUGGAUGUGGGAUCAAAGUGAUGGUGAAAAAAUACCCCACUCAUUUCCAUAUAUUUCAAUGGAUAUGAUAAAUGCCAGCAAGAAUAUAGUACCGUGGUUUAUUCGUCAAAGUGGCACAGAUGGAAAGGCCUCAAUUUUCUCCCAUAAUUUUGCAGCAUCAGCGCAGAUUGACGUAAUAAGGAAAGUCCUUGGAAAUGAAUCGUUUAUUUUAUCUGAAAGUUCGCUAUUUGCAAAUGUACCAAUCUCUCGUAGACAAGUACCAUCUACAUGGACAGAAUUGAGAAAUUUAGUUCGUCGUACGAUGGGCCAAUCGAUUUCUGGAAUUUACUUCAGUUCAGCAAAUAUUUGUGGAGAUGGCGAGACAUGGACGGAAGAGCUAUGUAUUCGUUGGUAUCAAUUCGCUUCGCUAUCACCUUUCUACCGAGUAGCGUCCGCAAAGGCUCCAACAUCAUUUUCGAAAUUCGCUCAAAGUUUGCUGAGAGCAUCAACGGAGAGACGAUACUCACUUUAUUUGUACAUUCAUACUGUUGUGACAGAAAGAAGACCUCUUCUCACACCUUUAUUCUAUGAAUAUCCUGACCUCAUAGCAUUGAUGGACAAUUUAACACACCAGGCGCUUGUCGGACCCUCUCUCCUGUUUGCACCAGUACUGCUGCCUGGUGUUCAACAUAUCAAUAUUUUCUUCCCUGAGGUAUACUACGAGAUUGGCGGUGGGCAGCAAUUAAUUGCAAAUACGUGGGCUGAACUACCUGUUGUUGAGACAGACGCACCCCUUUUCAUUCGUGCUGGACAUAUUGUUCCUAUACAGCAUACAAAGAAUGUUCGGUCAAUAACAGUCAUGCAAAUGAAACCUAUUCAUUUAUAUGUCGCUCUGGGUCCAUUGGAAAAUGGCAUAAGUACUGCAAUAGGUAAAGUGCAAUUUGAUUCAGAAUACAAAGUUACAUUUAACGCGGCUUACACAACCUCAUCAGAACAGACGCAACUAAAAUUAUCAUCGUACUCUAAACUAACUUGUCGCACCACUACAAAUCUCACCAUAGAAAGUGUAAAAAUCUAUGGUUCUGGUGUUUCGGAUGUUGGCGUCUUUACAUAUUCUAUAAAAGUGGGGCAUAAUUUAUGUGGUGGAAAUUUAAACUUGACAGAAGAUUUGAGUUUUCUAAAUAAAAGAAAUUCAAUAUAAGGAUUACUGAUUUUUUCUUUAUGUAUUAGCAAUAGUAUUUGUCACACGAAAAAUUUAUUGUAUUGUACCUACUGUAUACAGAUUGUUUGUAAUAAAUAAAAAAAAUGUAUUAGUUUUCUCAA
Messenger RNA from Lutzomyia longipalpis, 2920 nucleotides. RefSeq names its product probable maltase-glucoamylase 2. NCBI's taxonomy places the organism in Eukaryota, Metazoa, Arthropoda, Insecta, Diptera, Psychodidae. Gene Ontology annotation, biological process: carbohydrate metabolic process; N-glycan processing. The record is from RefSeq and is a predicted model, not a curated record. Gene Ontology annotation, molecular function: carbohydrate binding; alpha-glucosidase activity. The transcript is spliced from 9 exons. The coding region runs from base 159 to 2798 and encodes 879 amino acids.